GCCAUGUUUCUCAGUGCCAUAGAUUGCGAUAAUUAAUAUAAAAUGAUAAAUGAACCUUAUUUAUGUUUAUUUUUUACUUUAUAAUUGAUUAUUGUACGCCCAAGAGUAUUCUUUAUGAAAUGGAUAAAACUUUCAGUGUUUAAAAUCCAUGGUGUACAGUGAAAGCUAUUGCUGUUAGCUACUUGUUAUUGGUCCCGUUAGGUUGCUUAAAUAAGCACUUGUGUAACUAUUUCAUGUUUACUAAAGCAAUUAACGUUCAAUGAGUAUCAUUCGGAUAUUAUAAUGUCUGGAAUUGUUAUCAGUAGUCAUUCCGAAUAAAAAUGACGUUUCAUAAGUGCAGACUGUGUUUGAAAAUUGGUGAUUUUUGUUCCAUCUUCGAAAAGGAUGAUACCAUUAAAUUAUCUGAUAUGGUUAUGUCAUUCGCCAAUGUUAAAAUAUAUCAAGGAGAUGGCUUUUCAGACCGUGUCUGUACAUCAUGCAUAGAAAACCUAAGUACAGCAUACUUGUUUAAACAGCAAUGUGAAAGAAUUGAUUCUUUACUUAGGAAAUAUCCUGAAAUUGAAAUUGAUAAACCCGCUACAACAGAUUAUAAUGAUUUUUGUGAAAAAGAAUUUCACAUGCACUCUGAAUCAACGCAAGAUGAUAAUGAUGAGAAUUCAGUGAAAGAUUUAUACACAACCUGUAAUAGCUCUUUCUAUGAAACUAGUGAUGAGACUGAUAGUGAUAUUGAUUCAAUAAAAUGUGUGUAUUGUAAUCAAUCAUAUAGUAAUUAUGGUGCUCAUACUUGCCAUGUGACAUGUACUAUUGAAAAUAACAAUCUUCAGCGGUCCGGCAGUAAUGAGACCCUUGUUGCCUCAGAUUAUACCCAGCCAGUUAGACAAGAACCUGUACCAACAGCAUUCCAAAUCCCAGAAUAUGUAAGAGUGUCAUGUGUGCUUUGCGAUGAGAAAUUUGAUCAAUAUGAUGACUAUGUUAUACAUUUAAACAAAUGUACAACCAAUGUAAAGCUACACCAUUUUGUGUGUCCCGUGUGCCAUGAAUUGUUUACUGCCAAAUUAUCAUAUUUGGAACAUUUGAAAGUUGUCCACUAUAAGGCUGAUCAAAACAUCAGUGACCCUGGGAUUGAUUGCGUUGAUUUCGCUCCCAUCAUUCAGAAGACUAGUAAACCUAAAGCAGUUAGGAGACAAAUUGGGUGGUCAGUUGAAGAUAUUUAUCAAGAAAUUGAAUGCAAAAAGGUUGAAGAGAAACCAACACCCAAUACAAGCCCCUUUAAGAACUUCUUUUCUAAGUUGGGGAAUGAAUCAUUUUCCAGUCGCCAGAGUACACCUAAGAAAGUGAGUUUCCGAAAAUUUAUUGAAAAUGGAAAAGCUAAGACCGCUGUAUAUUUACCGUUUCGAAAGUACAUCCAAAACUAUAAGCAAAAAAAGAAAGCCACUAAUUAUAGCCCAAUAAACUCGAAAAUGGAAGUAACAAGCAGGGUUCAGGCAACUUUUCCUGAAAUUGUUUCAGACAGUGACUAUGGCUCUCCUAGUGGUACAUCAGAAGAUUCAUGGAAAAUGAAACAAAAUUUAAUAUGUGCAUGUGACAAGAAAAUAUUUAUGCUAUCUGAGUUUAUACAUGAUCGCGAUAGAAUAACUGCCAUGAUCAAUGAAUUGGGGGGUGUGGUUGCUGAGAACACCAAAAUGGAGAUGUUAGCCACACACUUCAUAUCUGUGUUGCCAAACGACACAUUCACUGGCAUGAUGGUGUGCUCCCUGGCAACUGGCAAGUGGCUACUGAACAUCAGCUUUGUGUACGACAGUUUCAGAUGCAAAAAGUUCUUGCAGGAAAAUAUGUAUGAAUGGUUGAAGAAUCCCAAAAUAGUUGAGAUCGAUAAUACCAGCGUGGAAGUCGCUAAAGCCGCCGUUUACUGGCACAUGGAACUUCAAAAAAAACAGUCCAAGUUCCCAUUUGAAGGCAAGCAGAUUGUUUUGAUUAUGAAGAAAAAAUACCGCCAAUAUUAUCAAAUGGUUUUUAAAACUUUGAAAGCGAAGCCAGUCACUUAUGAUCCUAGGACGCCUGGCAGUUGCUGUUCAGCUGAUUAUUGUUUCGUCGAUAUGAAGAUAAUAGAAAGAGUUAAAUUACGUUUUUUCUUCCACCACAAUGUUCCUGUAUUUCCUUAUCAAUACAUACUUGUAUAUCUUUUGAAAAGAGGCCGAGUAGAUGACGAACACAAAUAUUUAUUACAAGAUUGUAGUAAAAUAAAGGAUAAAGAUUAUUUUUUGAAUAAUACUUGUUAAAGAAAAUUUAUUAUACAAUUCAUAUUUUUAUUACUAUAAAUUUACAAAAAGAAAAAAUAUAGGUAGUUACAUAUGUCUUAAUAAUAUUAUGUUUUUGGGAAAAUAAAAGAGAAGGUUAUUAAUGAUAGUUGACUUGUAAGUCUUUUAUAAUGAUGUAGAAUAAAGAUUUAUUUUAUUAAUUAA
This is a messenger RNA of Colias croceus (clouded yellow), 2462 nucleotides long. RefSeq lists its product as uncharacterized. Gene Ontology annotation, biological process: positive regulation of double-strand break repair. Bases 321 to 2279 code for a protein of 652 amino acids. Gene Ontology annotation, cellular component: nucleus. NCBI's taxonomy places the organism in Eukaryota, Metazoa, Arthropoda, Insecta, Lepidoptera, Pieridae. The transcript has 8 exons. The record is from RefSeq and is a predicted model, not a curated record. Gene Ontology annotation, molecular function: zinc ion binding.